This is a messenger RNA of Phytomonas sp. EM1, 810 nucleotides long. The record is from the annotation of a GenBank genome assembly. NCBI's taxonomy places the organism in Eukaryota, Euglenozoa, Kinetoplastea, Trypanosomatida, Trypanosomatidae.
AUGGUGGUGUGGUUUCGCUGCUCCUUAUGCGCGCGCGCGUGGCGGGAGUCCAUUAGCAGUCGGGUUGCGCGUUAUGAAAAUAAAUUAGAAAAAACCCCCCGCGACGCGCGUGGGGAGGUUAUUCAGCUCUGCCCUUCCUGCGAGCUGCGAGGGGCGGAAGGGCGCUUGGAAACCCCGUCAACCAAUGCAUCCGAUCAGCGGAAUCGCCAGGCAUCGCCUGCGCACUUUCUUUCGCAGGAUUUGCUUCUUAUGGAAGAGGUUUGCCUUCGGCCUGAUCAGGAUCCGAGCACGAUCCCGCUUCGGAGCGAGCAGGUGCUUUCCUGGCGUUGUCGCUACUGCGGUUAUCAAUUUCAAAGUAGUUUGCGCAAGCGGGUAGCGUGCUAUGAAGGGUGCCCGCAGUGCCAUGGGAAGGUCUGCACGCCCAUGAAUUCACUCCCCAUUCAGCGACCCGACGUGGUGCGGGAGGUCGCCAAAACCAUCAGUCGAACGAAGCUCACGAAGCUGACGAUCUUCUCGGAGCAGGAGAUUCCAUUUGUCUGCCGCACCUGCUUUUCGCCCUACCGGAUGACGCCGAAAGCACGUUGCAUGAUCCCGAAAGGUGGGGUUGCCUGUCCGAAGUGUUUUUUGAACUACUCGCAAAUCGCAUCGAACGAGGCGGGAUCCGAAUCGCAUCCGCGCAGACUGACGGCCAAAAAAAGGCGCGAGCUCCGAGAUAAAGCACACCGUUUGUGCUUGAGCGGUCGCAGCAAAGAGAAAUUAGAAGCAACGCGUAACGAGAUCGAAAAAAGGGAUCGCAUACUAAUAAAUUGA